AUGUUUGCACCUGUUAACCAUGGUAGAAUGAUGACUUCAAAUUUAAUAGAGUAUAUAAAUGAUAAACUGAAGCUUGCACGUGAGUUGUCGAUAAUAGAAUUUUUGAAACAUGCUAGAAAAUUAUUUGAAAAGUGGAAUUGCAAGAAUAGAGAAAGAGCAUCUUAUGCAAACACGUCAUUGGGUAGUAGAUUCGAAGGAAUUCUUCAACUAAAUACUUCAAAAUCUUCAAGGCUUAAGGUUAGUGCGUCAUCAAUAUAUGUAUAUUCUAUUUACGAUGAUGACAGAAAGUACAUAAUAACAUGCGCGAUUGCAGUACUAAAAAGCAAACAUGUAGUUGAUAUGAAGCCUUAUUGCUCAGAGUUUUAUUAUCCUGGAACAUUAAGGAAGACGUAUGAAGAAUCUAUGUUUUCAAUGCCCAAUAAGAAGGAUUGGAUUGUGCCACAAGAAGUAAUGGACGAAGUUGUGUUACCGUCAAAAUACAAACGUUCACCCGGAAGGCCAAAGAAAAACAUGCACAAGAAAUCAAGUGAAACAAUGACAUCGAGCAGUAAUUGUUGCGGGAGAUGUGGUUAUGCAGGUCACAACAGGCGCACUUGUAACUUCUUUCCAAAGGAGGAUUGA
Molecule: messenger RNA, 621 nt
Organism: Capsicum annuum
Lineage: Eukaryota; Viridiplantae; Streptophyta; Magnoliopsida; Solanales; Solanaceae
Exons: 3
Coding region: 1-621 (206 amino acids)
Source: RefSeq, a predicted model, not a curated record